GGACUGCCUGCUGCUUGAAUUGAGGGCCUAGAACCAGGCACCAGGACAGUUAUACAUCUCUGAGCAGUCUCAUCUCGUGAGAGACAAUGCGCCAACAAGCUGCGGGUCAGCGAAGUCGUCGCCAGACUGCCCCGUCUGGACCGCCGGUGGAUAUUAAGGCCAAGGUGAUUGAUGAGCACGAGACCAUUCCGGAUGGUCUGGAAUCUUUCACCGACAUUAAGAAUGAGCUGGAAUUCGCGCAAUGGUAUACCGAUAUUGAGGGUAGUCUGCUUGAAGCCAGCUACGAUGAGUAUCAAGCAUGUUUACAGGAGCUCCAGUUGUCCAAGACCCACCUAGAUUCCUUGUUAUCGGAUACAUCAUCGACCCUUAAUCUUCUCACGAACCUGUCCAAUGACUUCAAAGCCGUGGAGUCGCAGACGUCCAAUUUCCAGAAGCAGUGCGAAGGGCUUCUCUCCGCGCAGAAGCACGAUCUGGAACUCGCUACGGACAUCCAGGAUAAUCUGCAGUACUAUGAAUUUCUCGAUCCCGCUUCAAGGCGGCUUAACGCUCCGGGUGCUGGAAAUACUGUGCGCGGGCAAGAGUUCUCAGAUAUGCUCAGACGACUCGAUGAGUGCUUGGACUACAUGGAGAUACAUACCGAGCAAAAAGAGGCCAGCGUGUACCGCUCCAGGUAUCGACUCCUGAUGACUCGAGCCCUCACUCUCAUUCGAACACACUUUGUCACUUCUCUGCGCGAUAUUUAUGCCGAUGCCUCCAGGAAGAUUGCCGACAAACAGCUCAAUGAGACAACGAUGUCCACCUUGCUGUAUGCGAAGUUCCGGGUCGGCGCACCGGAGCUGAAACAAAUUGGCCUCGAGAUCCAGAAACGUGCCGUGCCUCCGUUGGACCCCGACCAAGGCACGGAAGCUGAAUAUCAGAGCCUUCUCAACGAGCUUCACGCCAACUAUGCAGCGACUCGCGGGAAACUGAUGAUUCCGCUGGUCCGCAAAAACCUCAGCGACAUCGCGCAGUCGCCUACCUCGUCACAGGACCUGGUUUCUUUCGCUCGUGCGAGCAUUAGCUACAUCCGCGGGGUCUGCUUGGACGAGUUUGAACUAUGGGGGGAGUGGUUCCAUGGUCAGGGUGAGCUCUAUGACUUUCUCGAAACCAUCUGCGAACCUUUGUAUGAUCACCUCCAGCCCAGGAUCAUUCAUGAGGACAAGAUAGUCAAGCUUUGCCAGCUUUGCACGCUGCUGCAAACCCGAUACCUAUUCGAUCAGGAUGAGGAGUUGGAGCAACCUCUGGACGCCAAUCAACUCGACUUCACCACUUUAAUUCAACCUGCUCUGGAAGACGUUCAAACUCGCCUCGUCUUCCGUGCUCAGGCUUUCCUCCGCGACGAGAUCGAACGGUACAAGCCCCGUCCCGAAGACCUGGAUUAUCCAGCACGCAACCGGCAAUUCUCAAUCUCGGUCACGGAGGGCCAAAUCUCCGGCCGCAAGAUUGCUUCCGAGCCCAUUGUCAACAUCCAAAAGCCCACGAAACACAUCGAAGAUAGCACAGAUGCAGACCCGGAUGCGAAGUGGGAUCUUGAGACUCCAAAUGCCUUUAGUGGGUGGUAUCCGACUCUCCGUAAAGCCAUCUGGCUCCUGAGCCGCAUUUACCGGCUUGUCAAUUCGACUGUCUUCGACGAUCUCGCCCAUCAAAUCGUCCACCAAACCACCCUCUCCCUCCACUACGCUAGCACUCUCAUCCCCCCCUCAACUACUACAACCAAUCCCAAACCCGCAACUCCUACUCCCCCAACUCGUCUAGAGACCCACCGCCAACUCUUCCUAAUGAGUCAUCUCCUCAUCCUUAAACAACAAAUUGUCGCCUUCGACAUCGAAUAUGUCGCCCCGGAAACCUCUUUAGACUUCUCUGGUCUAACACACACCUUCUGGGAGCUUCGCGAAGAGCGCGGCGGCCUCUUCAACCCACGCAAUCUCGUCCGCCUGGUCGGCCAUGGCCUCCUGCCCCGCGUGGUCGAGAACAUGUUAGAUGCGAAAGUCGAAUUGGAUGGCCGUCUCCGGACCGUGAUCAACGACUUCAUCAAUGGAUUUGCCGGCACAAUGACCGCAUCACUGCCUGCGAAGUUCGUGGCCACCGCCACCGCUCAGAGACAGGCGGCGGCGGAGUGGAUCUAUCCGACGUGUCGGAACAUCGAAACUGAGGUGCUGGGACUGAGGCGCGUGUUGGGGGAGUACCUGGAUGAUCUGCGGAUGCGGGAGACGUUGGUAGGGGCGGUUCAAGAUCGGGUAAUCCAGAUUUACGAGGAGUUUUGGGAGAGGUUUGUCGCCGAGGAGAGACGAAGCGGGUCAAUGGCUGCAGGAGCGAGAGGGAAGGGGAAGGGGAAGGGACGUGAGGACGAUGUCUGGGAUGUGGAUACUUUUGCGGAGUGGUGUGAGAGUGUCUUUCGAGUGGGUAUCUCGGGGGUAAAUGAUGACGAUGAUGCUGUUGGUGAUGGAAAUACUUCAAGUCAGACAGGGAGCCUCGGCUCACUGCAGAAUCAAUAGAUUGAGGGGCAGGUGAAGUUGUAAAUAGUCA
Aspergillus aculeatinus CBS 121060 is the source of this 2565-nucleotide messenger RNA. RefSeq names its product Golgi transport complex subunit COG3. The coding region runs from base 87 to 2534 and encodes 815 amino acids. Gene Ontology annotation, cellular component: cis-Golgi network; membrane; COG complex. Lineage: Eukaryota; Fungi; Ascomycota; Eurotiomycetes; Eurotiales; Aspergillaceae. The transcript has 4 exons. Gene Ontology annotation, biological process: autophagy; intra-Golgi vesicle-mediated transport; cytoplasm to vacuole targeting by the Cvt pathway. The record is from RefSeq and is a predicted model, not a curated record.